CUGGAAGGGUUUCUGAUGCGCCAGGGUUGGAAGUGAGCCCAGAGGUGCAAAUGUGAACCUUAAAAAAUAAAUGUGAAGCCUGGGGAGUGCCACCACGAGGGGGACACCUGAAUCCCCGCCCCUUUUGUUUCCCCACCCCCUUCCUCUCAAGGCUGCCACCUGUCAGCUGCGCUCAGAUCUCCCUCUGCAGCGCUAGGUCAGGCUCACAACAAACCAACUAACACUUUCUUGGAAAUGGGCCCAACCAGGUCUGAGUAGGGGCCAAGGCCGGCGCACCGCAGCUGCCCUCUCUCCCCGCCCUCUUCUUCCCCGAGAGGGACUGGGCAGCCAAGCUGCGGCAAACAGGCCGGGUGAUCAAGGCCAGGCGUGUCUGCCUCCACCGGGCAGCUGCCUUUUCUCCCAGGCUCCGCUGCAGGGGGGAUCAGCGCCGCGGCUGGCAGGGAGCAAGAGCCGGCAGAGAGGGAACGCCAGGGACCGAGCGAUGGACCUAUCAGGCACUUGUCAGCCGCCUCUCCCACCCGCCGCUGGCGCUCACAGAUAACCAGCGCAGGCUGGCGGGCGGGCGGGCCCGGGGGGCGGCAGCGGUGGUGGCCCGGUGACUACGCGGGAGGGGGUGGAGAUGAAAUUCCCCGGCUCCGUUCUGGUGUCCGUGUUCCUAUUCGUGGCCGAGACCGUGACCGCCCUGUACCUGAGCAGCACCUACAGCUCGGCCGGGGACCGCAUCUGGCUGUCGCUGACCCUGCUCUUCUCGCUGCUGCCCUGCGUGCUGGUGCAGUUCACGCUCAUCUUCAUCCACCGAGACCUGAAAAGGGACCGGCCGCUGGUGCUGCUGCUGCACAUGCUGCAGCUGGGACCCCUAAUCAGGUGUGUGGAAGUCUUUUGCAUAUAUUUUCAAGCCGGCAGAGUUGAAGAGCCUUAUGUCAGUAUCACCAAGAAGAGGCAGAUCCCUAAAAAUGGACUCUCAGAAGAAAUUGAGAAAGAAGUGGGCAGGGCAGAAGGCAAAUUGUUCACCCACAGAUCGGCAUUCAGCAGGGCAUCGGUGAUCCAGGCUUUUUUGGGCUCAGCACCUCAGCUGACCCUCCAGCUAUACAUAAGCAUCUUGCAGCGGGAAAUCACCAUAGGGAGAAGUAUCUUCAUGACGCUGUCCCUGCUCUCCAUUGUGUAUGGGGCCUUGCGUUGCAACAUCCUGGCCAUCAAGAUCAAGUAUGACGAAUAUGAGGUCAGCGUGAGGCCUGCAGCCUAUCUCUGCAUCUUCCUGUGGCGGAGCUUUGAGAUUGCCACACGGGUUGUGGUCCUGGUCCUUUUCAGUUCUGUCCUGCAGAUCUGGGUCCUCCCAGUAGUGCUCCUCAAUUUCUUCAGCUUUUUUUUUUACCCCUGGAUUCUCUUCUGGAGAAGCCGCUCCCCUUUUCCAGAGAACAUCAAGACCAUGAGCAGAGUUGGCACCACCAUAGUGCUCUGCUUCCUCACCUUCCUGUAUGCGGGCAUCAACAUGUUCUGUUGGUCGGCCGUGCAGCUGAAGAUCAACAGUCCUGACUUGAUUAAUAAGUCCCAGAACUGGUACAGGUUGACGGUCUAUUACAUGCUGAGGUUCAUUGAGAAUGCUUUCCUCCUCCUCAUGUGGUACAUCUAUAAGACAGACAUUUACAUGUAUGUGUGUGCCCCCUUGCUCAUUCUGAAGCUGCUGAUUGCGUAUUGCACAGCCAUCUUCUUUAUGCUUUUGUUUUACCAGUUUUUCCACCCUUGCAAAAAGCUCUUCUCAUUUAAUAUUUCUCAAGGUCUGUUGUCAUGCUUCAGGUGGCUUUGCUCUCCAUGUAAAAGGCAGAGACACAGUGACCCAGUGGAAAGGGCAGACUUGAAGUCACCAGAUGACUCUGAAACCCCCAUCCAGCAGCAAAAAAGUGAGCCACAGAACAGAAACGCAAACCUGGACGUCCCUUCUGAUUCUUAACGGGACCAAUAGUAAGAUGUCUCUCCAGACAGCCAUUGCUUAUGUCUGGACAAGUCCUCUGGAUCUUGUUUUCUGGGUCUGGUUGUUGCUUGUUCAGACCACCUGUAACAAUGCCUCACAUGUCUUUGAAUAGAGAGGAGGUUAUCCCUACAAGUGCACCCCCUGAUUCCCUGCCAGCUAGCUUGCUUUAUGUGCCAUUGGAGUAGGGAAUAUGUGUGUGAAUGCGUAUGUUUGUGCAGAGCCUGGCAAGGAGAAUGGCAGGUUAUCGGUCCAGUGUGGUGCAGUGCAUGACCCUAUUCAACAAAGGUUGUGUGUAUGAGUAUGAAUGAUUGUGUUCUCUCAGUUGGCAUUGUCCUCUUUAGUGUUUUUUUUUUAAAGGACAGCAUGCUUUUGUCACUUUAUGGGUCAGAAUGUCAUGGAAUUUUAUCUCAGCUUUCAGAAAUAGGAAAAUCUGAAAUUGGGUUGAUUGGGUAGAAUGAGGAAAAAGGUUCUUUUUCCCCUUGGGUUUCUUGAUUAUCCUGUCUAGAAACCUAGAUUAUUUAUCAGUCCUGAGGGUGGUCUUUGUGUAAGAGUUGUAUUAGUGAUUGAGAGUGACUCCUGUGGUCCUACCACCAGACCCUGCCUUCCCUCUCUGCAUUUCUUCGUGGAACAUGUUUGAUGAUACAACCUACAAUGAGCAGUUGAACACUGGCUUUUUCUGCCUGCGUUUAGGCCAAAAGGCUUCUGCUUCCAUGCAGAAAGAACCUGGUCUUUUCUCCAGCUGGCUGGUGGCACUGAUUGCCUGUGCAUGAUGUGAAUAGCCAGAAGGUAAAGCCUAUGAGCUUGAUUUUCAAAUCCUUGACUGUUCUGUUUUCAUACUUUGAUGAUCUCUGGACCUUCCCAUAACACCCUCUCAGAUCAAUGCAUAUGUAUUCAUACAUAUCAGAUCAAUACAUAUGUAUUCAAGUAUUUGGAUCUGGAGACUUUAGGUUCCAAAUAUGCCUGAGAACAAACUUGCAUUCUAGCUCAGACUUCAAUUCUAGAAGCCCUGGGGUUUUGGAAAGCAUUAAUCGGCAUUAGAUAUAUAGGAGAAUUUCUGGACCAUAAGGAUCAUUAAGCAUUAAAUAAUGACUAAGGGAGUUAUGGAAUCUCCGUCUUUGGGACAAGCCUCUACAAACAGGAUACCAUUUUGGGUUGGGGGCGGUAAAUGUAGGUCACCUUGAAGAUAGUCUUCUAUCCUCUCAAAGUCCUCUCCUGCUUUAGGAUUCUGUGAAGUCACAGAAAACCCUGAGAGUUAUUCCAAAGAAUAUUUUUGAAGUGGUAUCAUUUCUCACAAAAGAUCUUAACCAAGACCAGUUUAAAUUUUAUAAGAAAAUCAUUUGGGAAUUCCAGGCCAGUGUUAUCCAGGGAGGAUAUUUUAAUUUUCAUUACUUAAAAAAAAAAAAAAAGACAGACUAACCAUGAUGUGGAUCUUAAUGCCACCACACUUCUCCAUUGCCCCAAAGAAAUUAAGUAACCAAGAGUCUAAUGACUACCCAGGAGUCCUCUCUCUUUUUUUUUAAUACAUUCUGAAUCUGUAGUAAUUAUGACAAACUGAAGAAGGCUUCUGAUUCAACCAAUUCCUUCUUUAUUUCACCUCUUCAAUUUGUACUCUAUGUGUAGGUAUGGAUAUAUUUGUGUUGACUUGAAGUUGGGUAAUAUUAAUUGAUUGUAUAGUGGAAACUAUGAUCUAAUACUUUUAUUUUAACAUUAUUUUUUUCCCAUGUAAUACCUGGAACCAGGAUGAAACAAAGACACCAUUUAACAUCAUUAAAAAUGAAAUAACAGGAGCAUUAGAAUAUAAGUUUAGACCAAGGACAUUAAAUGUACCAUAUAGUGUCAGGGAUCCAGUCUUUUUGCAUGGCUGUCCUGUCUAGCAAGAUGCAUCUGUCAAAUGUUCUCACUUUUAUUUAUAAUUCACAGUGUUUUCAAUUUCAUACAGACCACAUGAAAUGGACACACAUACAAACAUAAAUUUGAUAUGCUCUUUCUGUUAUAUUCAGGGAAAACAAGACAGUGUACAUGUUUUUUCGCCCCCAAAGGGCAUUGUAAUGUGAUUUACUAUUUUUAUACACUUCGGUUGGCAUGUCUAUACUAUUGAUCAAUCUCACUUCUGUUUUGUGUUUGCAGGUUUUUUAAAAUUUGAAGUAUUCUUAGUUUAUAAAUAUAUGUUAAAUAUUAUACACGUGUAAAGUCAGCCAAUUCCCUUGUGUUGGUCAAAUAAGAGCAAAAUAUCUUGUGUUAAGCAUCAUCUCACUGCCUCUUUAACUCACAUCUACUGUCCUUGGUACUAUUUUUUAGGUCUAAUGCCUAAUACUAGUGUGUGUGUGUGUGUGUGUGUGUGUGUGUACCUGCAUGCCUGUGUACAUGUUGCUAUAUCCUUGUAUAUAUACACAGAAGGCCAUACUUUGCAUGUACACAAAUAAGUAUAUUUAAAUGUACGUGGAUAUAAGUAUAUUUAAAUGUACAUAGACAUGCACAUAUGACCACAUAAAAUAUUUUUUCAAAAAUUAAAAGAUUAAGAAUAAAAUAAAACUAAGGUUUAAAACCACUCUUUUUCUGCAGUUACUUAGUGAAGAAAAAAUUCCUAUUAGGAGUGUGUCUCUAUGCAUGGCCACACAACCAUUCCCGGCUCCUAGUUUUGCCAAUUGUCUGCCCUUAAGCAGUUCUGUCACCUCUCUGUCUCUCCAUUCCCCCAUUCAGCAAAUGUAGUCACAUCUGACCUGCCUACCUCACAAUGGGGUCAUCAGCAUCAAAGUAGAUUGUGAUCAUGACAGUGCUUUCAAAAAGUACUAUGCAACUAUAAGGUAGCAUUAUUUUCUAUCUCCAAGCUCAAAAUGGAAAUUUGUUGCAAUAAAUAAGACUGUUUUACACGUGUACCAGCAUUCUACCUUGCAUUUGGCUUCUGAAUGAAUCCUUUGUUGUUUGACUUUGUGGAAACAGGUUUGAGGGAAUAGCAUCUACUUUGGAAAAGGGAGGUGGGGAAAUAUACAACAUCUGUUCCAGCUGAUGUUGCUGUCCUUGUUCCCUGUGUUUACAAAAAAACUCACAUUGAUGGAUGUGGGACUAGGUGGGGAAUAAAAGUAACUGCAAAAUACCCUUCCUUCUUUCAGAGGAUCCUAAAUAUGUAUCUGCUGCUGGGAAAUCUGUCCUUUUUUGUUUUGGUUUGGUUUGAGUUUUGGGGGGUUUUUUUGCCUCAUGCUUCCUCAAAAUGUACAGGAGGCUCUUUCAACAAUCACAUCUACAACUUGGACAUCUGAUACUGCCAGGUUUGAAUUUAAUAUGUUUGACAAACAUCUUUUUGGCCUUGUAAGUGGAGAGAAGGCCUUAAAGCUGAUUCUCACAGAUGACAGUUCCUUGGAAAUCAUCUUUAUCAUCAAAGAGUUGUCAUAGUUCUGUAUAUGUAUAUAUGAGUAUUGUACUUCUUGUGAGCACAUUGCCAGUUUUAUAUCCUGAAUCAUGCCCACCACAAUAACUGUAACAAAUAUAUCAUGGACAUGUUGUUUUAUUGGCUGCCACUCUGCAGUCGUUGCCUCUAAUAAAGAGUGUUUAUGUUUCUUUUGAUGGUU
Molecule: messenger RNA, 5535 nt
Organism: Dromiciops gliroides (monito del monte)
Lineage: Eukaryota; Metazoa; Chordata; Mammalia; Microbiotheria; Microbiotheriidae
Gene: XK
Product: X-linked Kx blood group
Exons: 3
Coding region: 620-1948 (442 amino acids)
Cellular component (GO): membrane
Source: RefSeq, a predicted model, not a curated record